This is a messenger RNA of Plasmodium cynomolgi strain B, 576 nucleotides long. RefSeq lists its product as hypothetical. The transcript has a single exon. The annotation marks the transcript as partial. Gene Ontology annotation, molecular function: peptidyl-tRNA hydrolase activity. Lineage: Eukaryota; Apicomplexa; Aconoidasida; Haemosporida; Plasmodiidae. The record is from RefSeq and is a predicted model, not a curated record.
AUGUACGUGAAUUACUUGCACCAAAGGUACAACAUGGACGAGUGGCUCCACGUCAGUAACGUUAACUCUUUCAUUUGCGAGAAGAACAACAUCAUUUUAAUCAAACCAGUUACUUCCUUAGAAAAGAACAGUGGACUUGUAAUAAAAAAUAUUUUAAAUUAUUUAAAUUGUGAAGAUUUAAAAAAUGUGUGCAUAAUUUUACCUGACUUGUACAGGUCAUUUGGCAAAUUUAAAUACAAAAACUACACCAAAAUUUAUGAAAAAUUGGGCCCAGAUUUUUACAACAUCUUGAAUUCAAACAUAAUUAACAACGUCUUAAAUAACAACUUUUUGCAGCUAUGCAUUGGUGUGAGUAAUUAUCCAAAUGAAAUAAAAAAUGCCGUUGCGACCACCUUGCAGGAAUGCUUGAGCGAUGGUGAGCUGAAAAAAAUUUUUAAAACUUUUCAGCUAGCUGACGAAUAUUUUAAUAAAAAAAUUAUGAACAGCAAGGUGAUAACAACCAAUUAUAUUCACCUUAAGGAGAAGUAUCCCGCCAUGGAGCCUCAGAAGAGCUUCAGGAGGAGCACGGCCAGUCGC